CUUCAUUCAUUCAUUCAAUCCUCUUUCUCGCCAAAAAAGAAAUACUUGUUAUAGCCAGAAUUUUUGAAAGCAAGUAAAAGACAGGAUAAGACUUCAUGUAUCGAAAUCUUUUCAGCGCCUUGAUGUAAUUUAGAGCCUAUAGAUGUAACGCAUCAAAUAUGUUUGUUCCGUCUAACUCAGACAGCUUCUUGAUAAAAUUGAUAAAUAUGCACGUCUUGCAAGUUAGCAAUACUCCUGUUACCUUAAUUUUGAAAUCUUCUUCUACACUACUGGGCAAUCCUAUAGUAAAUUGGAAUGGCUAUGGCAGCACUGUUAACACAGCGAACUCUAAGAUUACAAAGCAACACAACAUUAAACAGAGGAGAAGAAGAAAUGGUGUUAUAUUGGCAGGCUUUGCGUUUGAGAAAAGAGCACGUUAUCCGAUCGAGAAAGCAGCAAAUCAACUGAUGAAGGAAGCUUCAUCGCUUUUGGUGUAUCAAGAUAUUCUUAAGAAGCCAGUUGCUAAGGCCUUCUUGGAUGUCGUUAAUGGAAUCCGUAGCCGUGAAACUGCUGAAACACUCUUGAGAUUGUAUGGUGUAUUUUUUAAGCUGAUGGCAUUGGGUUGCUUUUCUAGCUGGCAGGACUUUGUAUUAGAUAGCAUUUUAGAAGGAGGAGGGAGUCCUUUUGCAAUAGCUGCUGCUAAUGUUGGAAACCCCCAAAGUGUAUGGUCAAGUGGGAUUCCUGAAUCAUUAAGAUUAGCCGCAGCAUCUGAUCUUGGCUGCUUGCAGGCUCUCACCAUUACAGAAUCAACAUUGGCUAGAUGGGUGGUUGACUUAGUCUCAGAACAAACAGAUAUUAAGCUACCUUGGAAAGUCUCAUCAAUCCCAGAUCUUGAUGUUUGUAGUGAAGAGGAAACAUAUUCUUUAUCUCCUGAGAUUUCUUUUAAGGACUUUGAUGAUGCGCCUGAGAUGAGUACUCUGUCCACUUUAGGAGCUUCUGUGGUGCAGAAAGAAAGGCUUGCUAAAACCUUCAAGAAAAAUGACAUUAUGGAAAUUGAUAGGGAGAUAUGGCGGAAGAAAAUUGGAGACCUAGUGAGAUGGUCUGAAGCAGUACCAUUAUUAGUAGAUUACUAUGCCACUCACAGCUAUGGAAUUCUUGCUUCUGUCACCGCAUUUCGAUGGAAAACAGAGAAAUUGGUCUGUGAUAAAUUUUUUUAUUCACAACACAAAUCGAUUUGCAAUUUUAGUCAUCAAAGAACACAUUUAGAAUCCCUGCAAAAGAACUUCAGAAACCAUGCUUCCCGGUCUCCUGCACAGCAUGUUUUAUUGUAUGGCCCGAGUGGCGUUGGGAAAACACAGCUUUUGAGGGCAGCAUUACAUGAUUUUGUGCAGAAAGGAGAGCUGCGCAUUGUGUCAUUUCCAAGCAAUGAGCUGAAGGCAUUGCAUAAACUGCUAGAAGAUCUAGCUCAACAUUGGCAACUUCGCUUUGUUGUAGUAAUUGAUGAUUUUAUUUUAAAGGGUGGAGAUGGGCAUAUCAAGCUUUUGAAGUCAGCUUUGGAUGGUAGAUGCCAGGACUUUCCUAGCAAUAUCAUAAUAUGUGGGACAAGCACACAUUGCUUGCAAGCAGAAGAUGUGCAUACAUCUUUCUCAAACUUGAGAUCAAGUUUUAGGAUGAUUAUUCAGAUGAAAAGUUUGAGUUUGGAACAAUAUCUGGUAUGUGUGGAGGAGUUGCUAAAUUUGAAAAUGAGGCUUUUUCCAUCAAUAAAAGUAAACAUUGAUGAUCUUUUUAAUAGAGCUAAACAAUGGGUUGAAAGCGAAAAUCUCUACACAGUCCAAGAUGCUUCCCAGUUUGUGAACAAUUUCUUUCACUCUUACUAGAAUCCUAAAGUAAGCCAUGCUUAAAUUGGCUUAAAUUGGUGGUCUGACUCUUUGUGUGUUUCUACACAUUGCACAAGUACUAUUUUGUUAUUUCUCUUGUAUUUUAAGUAUAUUAAGCAUAGAAGUUUGUUACCCCUGAACAGUAUGUCUUGGUGGAACUAGUAUACCAAAAUGUAUCAGCAAGCCAAU
This is a messenger RNA of Cryptomeria japonica (Japanese cedar), 2045 nucleotides long. RefSeq lists its product as uncharacterized. The record is from RefSeq and is a predicted model, not a curated record. The transcript is spliced from 11 exons. Gene Ontology annotation, molecular function: ATP hydrolysis activity. Lineage: Eukaryota; Viridiplantae; Streptophyta; Pinopsida; Cupressales; Cupressaceae. Bases 159 to 1856 code for a protein of 565 amino acids.